This is a messenger RNA of Galdieria sulphuraria, 1469 nucleotides long. RefSeq names its product tubulin. The record is from RefSeq and is a predicted model, not a curated record. The coding region runs from base 34 to 1368 and encodes 444 amino acids. Gene Ontology annotation, cellular component: microtubule; cytoplasm. Gene Ontology annotation, molecular function: GTPase activity; GTP binding; structural constituent of cytoskeleton. NCBI's taxonomy places the organism in Eukaryota, Rhodophyta, Bangiophyceae, Galdieriales, Galdieriaceae. The transcript has a single exon. Gene Ontology annotation, biological process: mitotic cell cycle; microtubule cytoskeleton organization.
UUGGUUAGUACUCCGACUAUCUUUUUCAGAAGUAUGCGUGAGAUAGUACACGUACAAGCUGGUCAAUGUGGGAACCAAAUUGGUACCAAGUUCUGGGAAGUUAUUUGUGACGAACACGGUCUUUCUCCUGAUGGAUUCUAUAGCGGGGAUACAAACUCUCAGUUAGACCGUAUAAACGUUUAUUACACAGAAGCCUCUGAUAAGCGUUAUGUGCCACGUGCAGUUCUGGUUGACUUGGAACCAGGGACAAUGGAUGCUAUUAAAAGUGGAAAACUAGGAAAAAUGUUUCGUCCAGAUAACUUUGUAUACGGUCAAAGUGGUGCUGGCAACAACUGGGCCAAAGGACAUUAUACUGAAGGUGCUGAAUUGGUGGAUGCAGUCUUGGAUGUCGUGAGAAAAGAAGCAGAAGCUUGUGACUGUUUGCAAGGGUUCCAAGUAACCCACUCUUUGGGUGGAGGUACCGGUUCCGGAAUGGGGACUUUACUAAUUUCGAAGAUAAGAGAAGAAUAUCCCGACCGAAUGAUGGGAACAUAUUCGGUAUUGCCUUCUCCGAAAGUGUCGGAUACAGUGGUUGAGCCUUACAAUUGUAUCCUUUCUGUUCAUCAGUUGGUGGAAAAUGGAGAUGAAGUGUUCUGUAUUGAUAACGAAGCACUUUAUAAUAUUUGUCAUAAUACUUUGAAGAUGAGUAAUCCCUCAUACAGCGACCUCAACCAACUUGUAACGGCAGUCAUGUCGGGUAUUACAUGUUCACUGCGUUUCCCUGGGCAGUUGAACGCAGACUUGCGCAAACUGGCUACCAACUUGAUUCCGUUUCCCCGCUUACAUUUCUUUAUGAUUGGAUUCGCUCCGUUGGCAGCCCCUGGAACACAGCAAUACAAAUCGAGCACUGUUGCAGACCUCUGUCAACAAAUGUUUGAUUCUCGUAAUAUGAUGGCCGCAUGUGAUCCUCGUCAUGGUCGUUAUUUAACUGCUGCCGCAUAUUUCCGUGGAAAAGUGGCAACCAACGAAAUCGAUGACCAGCUCAUGACUGUCCAAAACAAGAAUGCUGCCUCCUUUGUAGAAUGGAUUCCCAAUAACAUUAAGAGUUCUCUUUGUGAUAUUCCCCCAAAAGGAAUGCAACGUUCUGCAACGUUUAUAGGAAACUCAACUGCUAUUCAAGAAUUGUUUAAGCGAGUUGGAGAGCAAUUCACUGCAAUGUUCCGGCGAAAGGCAUUUUUACAUUGGUAUACCGGUGAAGGAAUGGAUGAAAUGGAGUUUACAGAAGCUGAAAGCAAUAUGAAUGACUUGGUUUCCGAAUAUCAGCAAUAUCAAGAGGCUACCAUAGAUGAUGAUUUUGGUGAUGAUGGAGAAAACGAUGAAGAAUUUUAAGGCUUUCGGGUUUAAAAGUUAAUAUAUAUUUGUUGAAUAAUAUUGCAGAAUAAACGUAAGAUGUUUGUUGCAAAGAUGCAAAGAAACGAAGUUAUGUACAC